GCUAAAAUUCUAAUUCAGAUUUAUAUUUUUUUUAUUUAACAAACUGCGUUGUUGUCAGAGUAACCAGUAAUAGCAACAGACCAUCGCGGCUAAAUUCGGUGUCUCGAUAUUAUGUGAAGUGAAUUGUUUCCAAACAAGUAAUACAUGGAAAUCUAGUUUAAAUAUAACAUUUCCACACGCUGAUUGAUACACCGAAAUGUCAAUGAAAGAUCAAUUAAAUCGAAUUUUCGUGCUAUUCCUGGACGAUUGCAAAGAGUAUGGCUUGGAAGUCGACACAAAUUUUGCCUAUUUCUUCGUGCAUUUAUUGGCACGCGAUGCGCAACUCGGCCUCAACAAGCAGGAUCCAAAUGCUUGCACUAUUUUGCAACUCAGGCAAAAUGCCAUUGGAUUAUAUAAGAAUCAAAACGAUCCAACGAUGUGCAAUUUAAAAAUGAACUUUUGCUUUAGAAACUUUCGCGAGUUGAAAAUCGAGAAUAUGAAAGAAAUUUACAACGAAAAUUUUCAAAGAAAGUUAAAUAUGCUCGUUAAGGGCAUAUUGCAGUAUCCGGAGACGAGCAGUGACAAGCAGCUCAAUGAAAUGCUUUACAAAAUACAGGUCUUCAUUAUUGCCUGCUACAAUAUUGGUGAUCCGAAAAAUGACGUUCUCUUAAAGCAGACGCAUCAAAGUCUGAAAAGUGUGCUUAGCCAUGGAGAUUUGCAAAAUUUUGUACUGAAGAAACGUUAUCAUCGUUUGGAGUACCUGCAACGUCUGACCGCUACCGUUUGCGGUAUACUAAUCUAUAACAAUUGCGAUCCAAACGGCGAGAAGGAAAACAUGCGAGAUAUCUUAACGGAUAUUCAAAUGGCAAAAACCAACACUAGAGAUUCGCUUGAAGCCGCUCUAAAAGACAUUGCGCACUACAUAGAAACUGGCAUAGAUGUGAUGGCUCAACUUAUAGAGGUGGACACAAAAACGAAGAAGGUGAAUUGCAAAUGGCCCAUAGAGAAAGUGCGUGAAAUCAACAAAUACAUUGCUUUGUUCAGUUCUUAUGAGAAGCUGCUGAAAAAUAUAGUCCAAUCAUUCGAAAAGGCCGAAUAUCUCAUUAGUCUCGAUCGAAAGAAAAUGGAUUGCGUUAUAGAGAAAAUUAAUGAUGUUUUGAAGUAUCGCACUGCUAUCGAAUCGGAAUUGGUGUUCCCCCAUUUCAAAUAUCUCACGGAACUAUGGACCUCCUUACAAUUAUCUCUAAGCUAUUUGGUCGAAUUGAAUAAGCUGAAAGAUUUAUUAGAGGAAUCUUUAACUAAAGAAGUGAAGGCGAAUUUUCUCAAGCUAUUGGAAAUUACCGAAGUGCGACGGCAAGUUAUCAAAAAGACAAUUAAACCCACAUUCGACGAGUUAAUGGAACGCACUAACAAAUCACAUCCCGCAAUGACGUCAUUGCAAAAUGUUUCAGAUAAUUUUGAAAAUUAUUGUGGCCUAACAAUUGCAUUAACCAACGGCUUACUAUUGCCCGCAUUUCUACAGAAAAAACUUUGUGAAGACUCGAAAUUUCGUUUCGGUUUUUCUAAUAUUGAAUUCGCAAAAUAUGCCGAACGUUAUUUUGAAAACUUUAUUCACACAUUAAAAACGGCCAUCUACACUUCAGUGGAUCUGCUAUUGCUUUUCGAUUUGGUUGAUGAAAUUCUGGAGAAGGACUUUGUGGCAGAAAGCCAAACGCGCAAAGGCAAAAUUUCGGAAAGUGGCACCCAAACAGAGAUGGUUGUUGUAAACGACCUUAGACCCUCAAAUCGCAUUAAUAUCACUUGGAACAAAUGGGAUUUUCAUCGUGAAACUAUACAUUUGGCAUACAUCCGUAAGCUGCAGACGCGCUCACAACAGACCGCACUGUCAUUUGGAACAAUGAAUGCACAAAAUGAAUUCCUGCCGUUCGGACAUAGAACAUCGUAGUUCCAUUGGUUCAUA
Molecule: messenger RNA, 1939 nt
Organism: Anastrepha obliqua
Lineage: Eukaryota; Metazoa; Arthropoda; Insecta; Diptera; Tephritidae
Product: cilia- and flagella-associated protein 206
Exons: 5
Coding region: 197-1924 (575 amino acids)
Biological process (GO): regulation of cilium beat frequency
Cellular component (GO): axoneme; ciliary basal body
Source: RefSeq, a predicted model, not a curated record